AAUGAUGGCUUAUAUUAUUAUGAACAGGAUUUAUGGAUGGAAGAGGAUGAAAACAAACACACAACUAUAAAGAUUUGACUGAAGAAUUAGCUCAGAAGCUGUUUGAUGUUUCAGAAAUAUCUUCAGUAACAAUGGCCCGUUCAUUGCCCACAGCAGUUCCAAAAUCACCUAGCAUUCAUCCUGCAAGGACUCCCAAAACACCUCGAACACCGAGAUUACAAGAUCCUAACAAAACACCAAGAUUUUAUCCUGUUGUUAAAGAACCAAAAGCCAUUGAUGUAAAGAGUCCAAGAAAAAGGAAAACACGGCACAGUACAAAUCCCCCACUAGAGUGUCAUGUUGGUUGGGUAAUGGAUUCUAGAGAUCACGGGCCAAGAACAUCCUCUGUCAGCAGUUCAAAUACUUCACCUUCAGAAGGUACACCACUAGUAGAAAAUUAUGGAUGUACUCCUAAGUCAUUCCCAAAGUUUCAGCAUCCUUCUCAUGAACUUUUGAAGGAAAACGGCUUUACCCAGCAUGUGUACCACAAGUAUCAUCGACGAUGCCUAAGUGAGAGAAAAUGCUUGGGAAUUGGCCAGUCCCAAGAAAUGAAUACCCUCUUUCGUUUCUGGUCCUUUUUCCUCAGAGAUCACUUCAAUAAAAAAAUGUAUGAGGAGUUUAGACAACUUGCUUGGGAAGAUGCAAAAGAAAAUUACAGGUAUGGGUUAGAAUGUCUGUUCAGAUUUUAUAGUUAUGGAUUGGAAAAAAAAUUCAGACGAGAAAUUUUUAAGGAUUUUCAAGAAGAAACAAAAAAAGACUAUGAAUCUGGUCAGCUGUAUGGACUAGAAAAGUUUUGGGCUUAUCUAAAAUAUUCUCGAUCUAAGACACAGUCUAUUGACCCAAAACUUCAGGAAUACCUCUGUAGUUUUAAGAGGUUAGAAGACUUCCGUGUUGAUCCCCCUAUUAGUGAAGAAUUUGGAAGAAAAAGACUUUCAUCUACUAAUGGUGAGGAGAGUAGUCGUCACAGACUUCCAUCUAAUUCCUCUACAAAGCCACCAAAUGCUGCUAAGUCUGCAUCUGCUAGUCACCUUCAGGCUGCAAGAAACUCUCCCAGAAGAAAUACUUCACAGGAGUUCAGUGACAAUUUACACCAGAACAGCUCUGCCUCGGUUUCAACAAAUGGUGAAAUGCCUGAGAAAUAG
Messenger RNA from Orycteropus afer afer, 1181 nucleotides. The record is from RefSeq and is a predicted model, not a curated record. NCBI's taxonomy places the organism in Eukaryota, Metazoa, Chordata, Mammalia, Tubulidentata, Orycteropodidae.